UGGCCACGAAAGAAUUUUACACAGAGAGAGAGGGGGGGUCAAUGGUUUCUGUCUCCUUGCUUUAAUGUCCACGAGUCAGUUUCCUUCCUCUCGCAACAGUUACUCUCUUCUUCUUUAAUAUCUUCUUCUUCUUCCUCCUCUUCUCUGUUGUAUAUGAUAAGGUGAAAAAACAAGGAAAGAUCGAGUUUUAGGAAGACGAGCAAGAAUGAACAACCAAGCAAGAACCAGGUGGGUUCUUCCAUACAAAACCCAGAACCUCGAAGACCAUUACAGUCUCGGGCAAGAACUGGGUCAGGGCCAAUUCGGAACCACUUUCCUCUGUACCCAUAUCCAGACCGGUCGAAAACUCGCCUGUAAAUCGAUCCCCAAGCGAAAACUCGUUUGCCAGGAGGAUUACGACGAUGUUCUCAGAGAGAUCCAGAUAAUGCAUCACUUGUCGGAGCAUCCAAACGUUGUCCGAAUCGAGGGCGCCUACGAGGACGGGCAGGCUGUUCAUCUGGUCAUGGAGCUCUGCGAAGGUGGUGAGCUCUUCGACAGGAUCGUGAAGAAGGGCCAUUACAGCGAGAGAGAGGCUGUGAAGCUGAUCAAGACCAUUGUUGGGGUCGUGGAGGCUUGUCACUCUCUGGGUGUUAUGCAUAGAGAUCUAAAGCCAGAGAAUUUCUUGUUCGGUGGUGUUGAUGAUGAUGCUCCUCUUAAAGCCACUGACUUUGGCCUCUCUGUUUUCUAUAAGCCAGGUGAAACAUUCUCAGAAGUUGUUGGUAGUCCUUACUAUGUGGCGCCUGAGGUUUUACGCAAGCAUUACGGCCCCGAAUCCGAUGUAUGGAGUGCUGGAGUUAUCCUUUACAUUCUAUUAAGCGGUGUUCCGCCUUUCUGGGCUGAAAGUGAGAUGGGAAUAUUCAGACAGAUUCUACAGGGGAAGUUGGAUUUCAAAUCAAAUCCGUGGCCUAGCAUUUCGGAUAGUGCCAAGGAUCUUAUACAGAAAAUGCUUGACAGGAACCCAAGAAGAAGGCUGACCGCUCAUCAAGUACUUUGUCACCCGUGGAUUGUAGAUGAUACGGUUGCUCCAGAUAAACCUCUGGAUUGUGCGGUAUUGUCCCGCCUGAAGCAGUUCUCUGCAAUGAACAAGCUUAAGAAGAUGGCCUUGCGGGUAAUAGCAGAGCGACUUUCGGAGGAGGAAAUCAGUGGCCUCAAAGAGCUGUUCAAGAUGAUAGACACUGAUAACAGUGGAACUAUCACAUUUGAUGAACUAAAAGAUGGUCUGAAACGUGUCGGGUCAGAACUCAUGGAAUCGGAGAUCAAAGAACUCAUGCAUGCGGCUGAUAUUGACAACAGUGGAACAAUCGACUAUGGAGAGUUCUUGGCUGCUACCAUUCAUUUGAAUAAGCUGGAGAGAGAGGAGAAUCUAGUGACUGCAUUCUCCUUCUUUGACAAAGAUGGGAGCGGUUAUAUAACCAUCGAUGAGCUUCAACAUGCUUGCAAAGAGUUUGGUCUGAACGAUACCCAUCUCGAGGAAAUUAUCAAAGACAUUGAUCAAGACAAUGACGGGCAAAUCGACUAUGGGGAGUUCGUUGCGAUGAUGAGGAAAGGAAACGGCGGUGGUGGAAUUGGACGAAGAACAAUGAGAAAUACUCUCAACUUGGGAACAGCUUUUAGCUUAACCGUGGGUGAUUCAUCUUCUUAACAUUGUUUACAUGACUUCUUUUUCAAUUUUUUGGUUGGAAUUCUUGCUUGAGAACUUUAGCUACAAACAUAAUACAUGUGACCAAACUUGCUAAUUAUUUGAUUUUACUCA
Molecule: messenger RNA, 1792 nt
Organism: Tarenaya hassleriana
Lineage: Eukaryota; Viridiplantae; Streptophyta; Magnoliopsida; Brassicales; Cleomaceae
Product: calcium-dependent protein kinase 12
Exons: 7
Coding region: 206-1681 (491 amino acids)
Biological process (GO): protein autophosphorylation; peptidyl-serine phosphorylation; intracellular signal transduction
Cellular component (GO): cytoplasm; nucleus
Molecular function (GO): calcium/calmodulin-dependent protein kinase activity; ATP binding; calcium-dependent protein serine/threonine kinase activity
Source: RefSeq, a predicted model, not a curated record